AAAGUGGAAAAGUGAUGGAGAACAACCCUAGUUCUUCAAGAAUUGACAGAAAACUCAUUGAGAAAAAUAGAAGAAAUGAAAAGAAAACUCUCUGACACAAACUCACUUCAAUUAUUCCUCAUCAAAUCUCAAAGGCUUUUAUCCUUUCCUUCUUUCUUUUCUUUCUUAAUUUUUCUUUACCCCCUUCUUCUUCUCUUACUUGCUUAAUUAAUAAUUUGAAUUAUGCUUGAAAGCACAAAAACACAGUAUUGUGUCACUAACUAAUCAUUAUUUUUUUAAACAAUGUGUGGAUGAUUAAAUUUAUGUGUUGCAUGCAGGUUAUAUCGAUGCCGGAUCGGGUAGAGGAAGCAACAAAUUACAUAAAGAAGUUAAAGAUAAAUUUGGAGAAAAUGAAGGAAAAGAAGAAGUUUUUACUAGAAAUUCAAAGGCAAAAGAAGUUGAUGUUAUUAAAAUCUCCAAAAAUUGAGAUCCAACAAAUAGGUUUAACAUUAGAGGUUGUUCUAAUAACUGGAUUGAAUUCUCAGUUUUUGAUGAAUGAAACCAUUAGAAUUCUUAAUGAAGAAGGAGUUGAUAUUGUUAAUGCUAGCUAUAAAGUCAAUGAAGAUACUGUUUUCCAUUCAAUACAUUGUCAGGUACAAGAAGAAUUUGGAAAUGAAAGUGCAAGAAUAGCUGAGAGAUUGAACAAGUUAAUGCAUGAUUAUUAGCCGAAUGCAUGUCUUUUUGAUUUCAUUAUAUAUAAAUCUAUAAAUGUGUGCAUUUUGUAAUAUUUAUCUAAAUUUAUGCUGGUGUUUAGAUUUCCAGCUUUUUAAUUUUAUAUAGAAGAAAUGGAAAAUAUCUGAAUUAAAAGUUCUGACUUAUAUAUAUUAUUUUACUAUUCGGGAAAACUCGUGUUUCAUGCUUCUUUUGAUAUCAAUAAAAGUAAUAUAUGUUUUUCUGCAGUUGUUCGUACUAUUUCCCACUGAUGUGUCCAUGCAGGUUGAGUGCUCACUGCUUUAACUGGGAUUGUCACCCACUUCAUGUUAGGCUUGUUCUUCUUUACUUUUGUAGGCAUGGUAGCAUCUUCAACCGAUUACUUUUUCUGGUUCAAAGCUAGUUUAGGCUGAAUUUUGUUACAAACUUGGAUUGUAUAUGCCCAAUCAUAGAACAAUUGUUACAAAAAUCGAGCAUUCAUAGAUUUUUUUACCACACUGCCAUGUUUCUGAAAAGAUAAUACCAAUAUGCCACAAGUUGAAACAAAAACACUAAAAUGCCAC
Messenger RNA from Vicia villosa (hairy vetch), 1253 nucleotides. RefSeq names its product transcription factor bHLH162-like. The transcript is spliced from 2 exons. Gene Ontology annotation, biological process: regulation of transcription by RNA polymerase II. The coding region runs from base 291 to 704 and encodes 137 amino acids. NCBI's taxonomy places the organism in Eukaryota, Viridiplantae, Streptophyta, Magnoliopsida, Fabales, Fabaceae. Gene Ontology annotation, molecular function: DNA-binding transcription factor activity, RNA polymerase II-specific; RNA polymerase II transcription regulatory region sequence-specific DNA binding. Gene Ontology annotation, cellular component: RNA polymerase II transcription regulator complex. The record is from RefSeq and is a predicted model, not a curated record.